AACUUCCCUUCUCUCUUCAUUUCAUUGAUUUCAUCUUCCAUCAGUGAUACCCUUUCUUCCAGUUGAUCGCAUCUGCUACUGAGGCUUCUGCAAUCUUCGCGUAGUUCUCGAAACUUGGCUUUCAGCUCCAUCAUCUCCUUUAAGCCCUUCUCUCCAUUGGUUAUUCUAGUUAUCCAUUCUUCUAAUUUUUUUUCAGAGUUUUUAACUUCUUUGCUAUUGUUUUGAAUUUCCUCUCGUAGCUCAGAGUAGUUUGAUCGUCUGAAGCCUUCUUCUCUCAACUCGUCAAAGUCAUCCUCCAUCCAGCUUUGUUCCAUUGCUGGUGAGGAACUGCGUUCCUUUGGAGGAGGAGAGGUGCUCUGUUUUUUAGAGUUUCCAGUUUUUUUGCUCUGUUUUUUCCCCAUCUUUGUGGUUUUAUCUACUUUUUGUCUUUGAAGAUGGUGAUGUACAGAUGGGUUUUUGGUGUGGAUGUCCUUUCUGUUUGUUAGUUUUCCUUCUACCAGACAGGACCCUCAGCUGCAGGUCUGUUGGAGUUUACUAGAGGUCCACUCCAGACCCUGUUUGGCUGGGUGUCAGCAGCGGUGGCUGCAGAACAGCAGAUUUUUGUGAGACCACAAAUUCAGCUGUCUGAUAGUUCCUCUGAAAGUUUUGUCUCAGAGGAGUACCCGGUUGAAUGAGAUGUCAGUCUGUCCCUAGUGGGGGGGUGCCUCCCAGUUAGGCUGCUCAGGGGUGAGGGACCCACUUUAGGAGGCAGUCUGUCCGUUCUCAGAUCUCCAGCUGCGUGCUGGGAGAACCACUACUCUCUUCAAAGCUGUCAGUCAGACAGGGACAUUUAAGUCUGUGGAGGUUCUUGCUGAGUUUUUGUUUGUCUGUGCCCUGCCCCCAGAGGUGGAGCCUACAGAGGCAGGCAGGCCUCCUUGAGCUGUGGUGGGCACCACCCAGUUUGAGCUUCCUGGCUGCUUUGUUUACCUAAGCAAGCCUGGGCAAUGGCGGGCGCCCCUCCCCCAGCCUCGCUGCCGCCUUGCAGCUUGAUCUCAGACUGCUGUGCUAGCAAUCAGCGAGACUCCGUGGGCAUAGGACCCUCCGAGCCAGGUGCGGGACGCAAUCUCCUAGUGUGCCGUUUUCCAGGCCCGUUGGAAAAGCGCAGUAUUAGGAUGGGACUGACCCGAUAUUCCAUGUGCCGUCUGUUUCCCCUUUCUUUGACUAGGAAAGGGAACUCCCUGACCCCUUGCGCUUCCUGAGUGAGGCAAUGCCUCGCCCUGCUUCGGCUCGCGCACAGUGCGCUUCACCGACUGUCCUGCACCCACUGUUAGGCACUCCCUAGUGAGAUGUAACCGGUACCUCAAGCAGAAAUGCAGAAAUCACCCGUCUUCUGUGUCGCUGGGGCUGGAGGGGAACCCAAUUGUUAAGAACAACUGCAAACUUCAAGAAGGCUCUCCUCCCUUCUUCCUGAAGACAGACUGAAGAAACAUCCAACUGGUCUUGAAGGAGACUGGGAUCCUGUAACACAGCCCCGGAUAUCUGUGUUACCAGCCUUGUCUCGGCCACCUCAAGGAUAAUCACUAAAUUCUGCCUAAAGGACUGAGGAACGGUGCCUGGAAAAGACGGAGAACGUGCACAAACUGUAGGAGGAGUUACGAGUGUGCCAAAGACUCCCUGGAGAGGUGACUGGGCAAGAAUAUCACGGCAUGGGCAUGAGUAGCUUGAAAUUGCUGAAGUAUGUCCUGUUUUUCUUCAACUUGCUCUUUUGGAUCUGUGGCUGCUGCAUUUUGGGCUUUGGGAUCUACCUGCUGAUCCACAACAACUUGGGAGUGCUCUUCCAUAACCUCCCCUCCCUCACGCUGGGCAAUGUGUUUGUCAUCGUGGGCUCUAUUAUCAUGGUAGUUGCCUUCCUGGGCUGCAUGGGAUCUAUCAAGGAAAACAAGUGUCUGCUUAUGUCGUUCUUCAUCCUGCUGCUGAUUAUCCUCCUUGCUGAGGUGACCUUGGCCAUCCUGCUCUUUGUAUAUGAACAGAAGCUGAAUGAAUAUGUGGCUAAGGGUCUGACCGACAGCAUCCACCGUUACCACUCAGACAAUAGCACCAAGGCAGCGUGGGACUCCAUCCAGUCAUUUCUGCGGUGUUGUGGUAUAAAUGGCACGAGUGAUUGGACCAGUGGCCCACCAGCAUCUUGCCCCUCAGAUCCAAAAGUGGAGGGUUGCUAUGCGAAAGCAAGGCUGUGGUUUCAUUCCAAUUUCCUGUAUAUCGGAAUCGUCACCAUCUGUGUAUGUGUGAUUGAGGUGUUGGGGAUGUCCUUUGCACUGACCCUGAACUGCCAGAUUGAUAAAACCAGCCAGACCAUAGGGCUAUGAUCUGCAGUUGUCCUGUGGUGAAGAGACUUGUUUCAUCUCUGGAAAUGCAAAACCAUUUAUAGCAUGAAGCCCUACAUGAUCACUGCGGGAUGAUCCUCCUCCCAUCCUUUCCCUUUUUAGGUCCCUGUCUUAUACAACCAGAGAAGUGGGUGUUGGCCAGGCACAUCCCAUCUCAGGCAGCAAGACAAUCUUUCACUCACUGAGGGCAGCAGCCAUGCCUCUCAAAGUGGUGAAACUAGUAUCUGAGCAUCUUUUAGACAAGAGAGGCAAAGAGAAACUGGAUCUAAUGGCCCAAGAUCAAAGUGUGAACCAAGGAUAUGAAUUUUUGCAUCUUCCCAUUGUCGAAUUAGUCUCCAGCCUCUAAAUAAUGCCCAGUCUUCUCCCCAAAGUCAAGCAAGAGACUAGUUGAAGGGAGUUCUGGGGCCAGGCUCACUGGACCAUUGUCACAACCCUCUGUUUCUCUUUGACUAAGAGCCCUGGCUACAGGAAUUACACAGUUCUCUUUCUCCAAAGGGCAAGAUCUCAUUUCAAUUUCUUUAUUAGAGGGCCUUAUUGAUGUGUUCUAAGUCUUUCCAGAAAAAAACUAUCCAGUGAUAUAUAUCCUGACUUCAACCAGUCACUUAGGCUGAUAAUCACAGUAAGAAGACUUCUGGUGUUAUCUCUCUAUCAGAUAAGAUUUUGUUAAUGUACUAAUUUACUCUUCAAUAAAUAAAAGUUUAUUAUCUCAA
Symphalangus syndactylus (siamang) is the source of this 3073-nucleotide messenger RNA. RefSeq names its product CD53 molecule (gene CD53). Gene Ontology annotation, cellular component: plasma membrane. The record is from RefSeq and is a predicted model, not a curated record. Lineage: Eukaryota; Metazoa; Chordata; Mammalia; Primates; Hylobatidae.